Protomyces lactucae-debilis is the source of this 1322-nucleotide messenger RNA. RefSeq names its product CAMK/CAMK1 protein kinase. The transcript has 4 exons. Gene Ontology annotation, biological process: cellular response to oxidative stress; protein phosphorylation. The coding region runs from base 79 to 1293 and encodes 404 amino acids. Lineage: Eukaryota; Fungi; Ascomycota; Taphrinomycetes; Taphrinales; Protomycetaceae. Gene Ontology annotation, molecular function: ATP binding; calcium/calmodulin-dependent protein kinase activity. The record is from RefSeq and is a predicted model, not a curated record.
GUGACGACGGACAAGACAACGCGACCCUCAUCUACGCAUCGCUUGACCAGGCUGAGCCUUCCUUAAACUCGACUCAAGAUGCCGCUCAAGGGCCUGCUGCACUCUAUCGGGCAGCCAGAGUCUUACAGUAAAAAGAAGCACUAUCGCAUGGGAAGGACAUUAGGCGCAGGCACGUAUGGUAUUGUGCGUGAAGCGACGCAUGACAAGUUUGGACAAGUUGCCGUCAAGAUCAUCGAGAAGAAGACCGUCAAGGGACAUGAGGACAUGGUGCAUGAUGAAAUUAAGCUCUUGGAAACGCUCGACCAUCCUCACAUUAUACAUUUGAAGGAGCACUUUGAGUCCAAUACAAAAUUCUACGUGGUCACGAGCUUGGCGACUGGAGGCGAGCUAUUCGAUCGUAUUUGCGAACUUGGCAAGUUUACAGAACGCGAUGCAUGCACACUCAUCAACCAAGUCCUCUCUGCAGUCUUGUACCUGCAUGAACGUCAUAUCGUUCAUCGUGACUUGAAGCCAGAGAAUUUACUCUAUCUCACACCCGAAUUUGACUCUUCUCUCGUUGUGGCUGAUUUUGGAAUUGCAAAGGAAUUGCAAACGGAGAAUGAAACACUCAAGGCUAUGGCUGGUAGUUAUGGUUAUGCAGCACCGGAGAUAUUGAAACGUACGGGACACUCGUAUCCUGCUGAUUUAUGGUCACUCGGUGUCAUUUGCUAUACCAUCUUGUGUGGGUAUAGUCCAUUCAGGGCUGAAGACCGUGACGAGCUGAUUGCAGAAACCUGUCGUGCUGAUAUUGUCUUUCAUACAAAGUACUGGAAGGAUAUCUCAGAAGAUGCUAAAGACUUCAUCCUCGGCUUACUCAACCCAGACCCAAAGAAGCGCAAAACGGCACAACAAGCAAAAGAGCAUGUUUGGCUCACUGGCAAGACUGCCACCACUUCAGACUUGCUACCAAACGUCAGUGCUGGUUUCAAUGCAAGGAAACGAUUCCGUAAAGCUAUUGAGAUGGUGCGUUUAGCGAAUCGACUCAAGGCGAUGGAAGUCAGUGACGAGGAAGAGGGUCCAAACGAACAAACAGAUGCAGAAAGCGUCUCGCAGGCAGUUUCGCAGAUGAGUAUCGAUGAUCGCUUAUUGGCGCCAUCGAACAGUGCGAGCGGUGGGACGAGUCAUGUUAGAAAGAAUAGCGUUGGUCGCAAGUUCAAGAGCCACUCGGAGGUGUUUGCAGAGGUUGUUAAGGCGAAGGUCAGGGAAGCACAGGUUGAUGCUGAAGCAGUCAGUCCUGCUCAGCCAGAGAAGUAGAAAGAAGUUCCUUUUCAUGAUUAUCAUAA